Molecule: messenger RNA, 162 nt
Organism: Ilex paraguariensis (yerba mate)
Lineage: Eukaryota; Viridiplantae; Streptophyta; Magnoliopsida; Aquifoliales; Aquifoliaceae
Source: the annotation of a GenBank genome assembly
AUGGUCAUGGGUGAAACUGCAGCUAUUCUAGGUCAACAAAGUGAGGACAUCGCUGGUAAUAAUGCAAACAUGAUGAACACUGGUUUGUUAAAAAAUUGCACACAACAAGGUGUAGUUGGACAUGGUGACACACCUACCAGUCGGAAGCAGCGAAAGAAGAAG